This is a messenger RNA of Maniola jurtina (meadow brown), 1519 nucleotides long. RefSeq names its product 3-ketoacyl-CoA thiolase, mitochondrial (gene yip2). Bases 119 to 1309 code for a protein of 396 amino acids. NCBI's taxonomy places the organism in Eukaryota, Metazoa, Arthropoda, Insecta, Lepidoptera, Nymphalidae. The transcript is spliced from 8 exons. Gene Ontology annotation, biological process: fatty acid beta-oxidation. The record is from RefSeq and is a predicted model, not a curated record. Gene Ontology annotation, molecular function: acetyl-CoA C-acetyltransferase activity.
CAUUCAUUCUAAAUCUCCCACCCCUGACCCCACUUCACUUUUACAACUUUUGCGCCGGUGUAGUGUUGGCGUAAACUUUUGUUAUAUCUUUAAAUCGAAUAAAUUAUUUUAAAAAAUCAUGUCUGUAGCAGUAAAAGGUAUUUUCAUUGUGGGUGCCAAACGCACGCCAUUCGGCACAUUCGGUGGUGUGUUCAAGAACACUUCCGCGACAGAACUGCAGACCAUAGCGGCGGUCGCCGCGCUGAAGGAAGCGGGGGUGGCGCCUGGUCAGGUGGACUCGGUGAUCGUUGGCCAGGUCAUGUCGGCUAGUCAAACGGACGGCAUCUAUACUCCUCGCCACGCUGCGCUCAAAGCGGGCAUUCCUCAAGACAAACCUGCUUUAGGGGUCAACCGAUUGUGCGGAUCAGGGUUCCAGUCCAUCGUCAACAGCGCACAGGAUAUCCUCACUGGAGCAGCAAAAAUUUCAUUAGCGGGUGGUGUAGAAAACAUGUCCCAGGCUCCGUUCGCUGUCCGCGGAGUCAGAUUCGGUACAAUGCUGGGCAGUACCUAUGCGUUCGAAGACACCCUGUGGGCUGGACUCACGGACUCCUUCUGUGGACUCCCCAUGGGCAUGACUGCGGAGAAAUUGGGCGGACAAUUCGGAAUAACUAGGGACGAAGUUGACAAUUUCGCGUUGAGGUCCCAACAGAGGUGGAAGAAAGCCAACGACGCUGGUGUGUUCAAAGCUGAAAUCGAACCUGUGACUCUGACCAUUAAGAGGAAAGAAGUCAAAGUGGACACCGACGAGCAUCCUCGCCCACAAACCACCAUCGAGGGUCUGAAGAAACUGCCGCCCGUGUUCAAGAAAGAGGGUCUUGUGACUGCUGGCUCUGCUUCCGGUAUUAGCGACGGAGCAGGCGCCCUCAUCCUGGCAAGCGAAGAGGCAGCUAAGAACCUCAAGCCGCUCGCCAGGCUGGUGGGCUGGUCCUACGUCGGAGUUGACCCCAGCAUCAUGGGUGUGGGCCCCGUGCCUGCUAUCGAGAAUUUGCUGAAGGCCACCAAAAUGACUCUCAAUGAUGUGGACUUGAUUGAGAUCAACGAAGCGUUCGUAGCGCAGACCCUUUCAUGCGCCAAAGCCCUGAAGCUGGACAUGGAGAAGUUGAAUGUGAACGGAGGAGCCACGGCGCUGGGACACCCCCUCGCUGCUUCCGGAUCUCGCAUCACCGCGCAUCUUGUGCACGAACUAAGACGCCGUGGUUUGAAGCGCGCCAUCGGGUCGGCCUGCAUCGGCGGCGGACAGGGCAUCGCGGUUAUGGUGGAAGCCGUUUAAAUUCAUUAAUAAAAGAUUAACCAUUAAUUAUUAAUUACAUAAGCAAUUAUUUUGUAAGAUAAAACUGUUCAAUUUCCUUACGAUGUAGCUAUUUUAUUUUUAAAAUACCAUUAUUUUGAUAACUAUUAUACUUAACUGUUUUUUAUUGUUGUCUGGUAGGAGGCUUCGGCCGUGGCUAUUUACCAACCUACUGGCAAAGCCGUACCGGUA